This is a messenger RNA of Heterobilharzia americana, 412 nucleotides long. Lineage: Eukaryota; Metazoa; Platyhelminthes; Trematoda; Strigeidida; Schistosomatidae. The record is from the annotation of a GenBank genome assembly.
AUGCAUCGGUCCUCAUUUAUCAUCUGCACCACUUUUGAUCUAUUCAACUACCUGAUUAGUUUAGCUAGUUGCGUGUCAAGUGAUCAAUCAUCUCAGGGUGCAGAACGUGUCGAGGAAGCCUUGGGUAUUUUGAAGGAUGAUAAAGAAUUUGAAGAAUUCGAAAAAGAGUUCUGGUCUCCUUCUGAAGAGGAGGCUUCAGAUCUUCAUGUUUGGGAUGAUAAAUGGGAUUGUGAAGUUGACUCAGACGACCAAUUCACUGAAUAUUUAAGGGGGGAAUUAAUCAAACUUGGUCAUUCACAGAAUUCAAAUAGUUGAUGUUAUUGAAAUCUUGUGUUUUUUUAAUCUUGUUUUAAUACCUUUCUAAGUGAUCUUCGUUACUAUUGUUGUACUCAAAAUACAUCCUUCAUACAUC